UCCCAGCACUUCGGGAGGCUGAGGCGGGUGGAUCACCUGAGGUCAGGAGUUUGAGACCAGCCUGGCCAACAUGGCGAAACACCGUCUCUACUAAAAAUACAAAAAUUAGCUGGGUGUGGUGGCGAGUGCCUGUAAUUCGAGCUACUUGGGAGGCUGAGGCAGGAGAAUCGCUUGAACCCGGGAGGCAAAGGUUGCAGUGAGCUGAGAUCACAACACUGCACUCCAGCCUGGGUGACAAGAGCAAAACUCCUCUCAAACAACAAAAAAAACACGUUGCAGGAAUCCAAAGUGUCUUUUUAAUAAUUAGAACAGCUAAAGAUGUUUACUAAUUUGCUCAAAAAACACGCUACAAUUUAGUAGUCCAUAGGAUUUUGGAGGCAAGUUUGAAGGUAAAAUGAAAUGAGUUUGAAUAAAGGGUGAUUUGUAUUUUAAGGGUCCAUAAAUAAUUUCAGUUUCAUGUUAUGAGUAUGUUUCAGUGGGAAAUUUUAGUAUAACUACAACUAACAUCCUCAAAGAUUUCCCAUAAAAAUUAAUACCUCCCUUAGAGGGACAACUAAUUUUAGGAACCGGAUUGAGGAAGGAACCAGAAAUGAACAUAGAGGUGUCAUUCACACAUGAGCUGUGUUGAAACUUAUUUUUCUGAAGCAUAAAAUCCAUCGAAGAAUCACUUUUUGGGAUCUUUUGGGGGAACUGGGAAGUGUAAGCAAAGCAUCUCAAAUUUCUGUCUUGGUUCUGGAAAAUACUGAAAGUUCACUUCUGAAGUAGCUGUUGAUUUAUUUAGCUCCAUUGGACCGACUGAGAGAAGCUUAGCAAUUGAGUGAGUCAUUAAAAUAACAGCUCAGCUAUAUGGCUAGGCAUGACUAAAUGAUUGCCUCAUUGUUUGUUUUUAACGUGGUAAAUGUGUACUUAAAGUUGUACACGUGUACUUAAAGUCGUAUUGAAACUAACAUAAAAUUGAGUGAUUGGAACAGCACAUUAUCAUUUAUCCUACCUUGUUAGGAAGUUACCUGUUCUAGGUAAGUGAAUUCUCCGUGGAGUGUGCUUCUCCUUUUAGGAGUCAGUCUCCAAGAGUGUUUUGAAAUGGAACACUUUCUAACCAGAAUAUAGUCUUUUCUUGGUGACUUUUGCUUGUGAUGCUGAUCAGUGAUGCCUGUUGUCUAACACAGUACUGUCUUCAGGACCUGCUGGAGUGCAGACAGUCGCUGAGCCCUCACUGAGUCAUCUGGCCUCCAGGCUUUUUGAGUUCUCCUGUUUGUUUUGCAUAAGGUUUGUCUCUUUCUGUGGCUGCCAUUUCAUGGUUUGGGCAGAAUGCUGCCUCCAGAAAUGCCACCCUUACUUUUGCUGCAUCUAACCUACUUUGCCUGGGAAACUGGAUUAAACCAAUUAGAAUUUGGGUUAGCGGUGAAAUGAACGUAUAGCUAUAUAGAUACAUCUUUUAGUAACCAGGUUUCCAGGUCGGGGAAUCUGUAAUAUGUGACGGUUGAGUAGGAAUUCCUGAGUAACAGUCCACUGGAUGCUGCUAUGAAGAAUGGUUAGGUUAAUAUUUUGUUGUUGCUUCGUUUAAACUGUAAAUCUGCGUAAGUGGUAGGUGUUGGUUUUGUUGCCUUUUUUAGGAUAGCUACUUGUGACUGGUGAUCUCCUAGUGGCCAAAUUCCACUGACUCUACGUUUAUUACUCCUUCCUUCCACAGUCUCGGUUUCCCUCCUCUCAGCUUGUUCUGCCUUAGUGACCUUUGCUGGCCACUGUCUCCACCUGCUUUCUAAACAGUGCUCCCAUCUGGGCGCCCUCCCCUGCCCCUGCUCGUCACCACCUGGACGCCACGGCUACAGCUGCACUGAAACCGUUCUCAUUCCCCCAGCAGUAAUGUUCAGAAAGCAGGUUCCUGUCUGUGUUGUACCUUGCCAGGAUAAAUUAGUAUGUAUUGUUUUAGGUCUUCCUAAAGAAAGGAAGAGAAGGAGACUGAAUUAGGAUGAUAACAAAAAGUUCUAGAGAUCUAGGUAUUGUGACAUAUAUAUAUAUUUAAUUCUUGACAUCUUGGUAGCACUUGACUGUAGACUGACUUUGGAAAUGUGACAAAAUUUCAAAUGAGCUUAAGAAGCCCACAGAGCUAACAGUAGCUCAGAAGAUUUUGUUUCUAGAGUGACAUUGAGUGUGGUGUCCCCAAGCAACCCACUGACCUGUGAGGGGAAGUUGAUGGUAUUUUCUGGGCUUUGAUAACAUGGACUUUCUGUUUUUUUGUUUUUUUGAGAUGGAGUUUUGCUCUUUUUGCACAAGCUGGAGUGCAAUGGUGUGAUCUGGGCUCACUACAACGUCUGCCUCCUGGGUUCUAGCGAUUCUCCUACCUCAGCCUCCUGAGUAGCUGGGAUUACAGGCGUGCGCCACCAGGCCCAUAUUUUUAGUAGAAACGGGGUUUCACCGUGUUAACCAGGCUGGUCUUGAACUCCUGACCUCAGGUGAUCUGCCUGCCUUGGCCUCCCAGAGUGCUGGGAUUAUAGGCAUGAGCCACUGUGCCCCACCAACAUGGACUCUCUUAAAUAGACUUGGUUUCUGUCUUUUGCACAUGGUAGAGUUGAUAGAGAUAUGAGGCUGUGUUCUCCCCCAAAAAUGACCUUUAAUCCUUUCUAUAAAGAUGUAGCUGACCUUUAAUCAUCUCAGCCCUUCACAAGGCACCAUACAAGCUGAAAAUGUGUAUCUGACAUGCAAGCUCAGUGGGGCAGAGACCUGUGGAUUGCUGUGCCCUGCCUUCCAAACCCGGAUCAUGAAGGUGUUGGGAAGAAGCUUCUUCUGGGUGCUGUUUCCUGUCCUUCCCUGGGCGGUGCAGGCUGUGGAGCACGAGGAGGUGGCGCAGCGUGUGAUCAAACUGCACCGCGGGCGAGGGGUGGCCGCCACUCAGAGCCGGCACUGGGUCCGGGACAGCUGCAGGAAGCUCUCAGGGCUUCUCCGCCAGAAGAAUGCGGUUCUGAACAAACUGAAAAAUGCAAUUGGAGCAGUGGAGAAAGACGUGGGCCUGUCGGAUGAAGAGAAACUGUUUCAGGUGCACACAUUUGAAAUUUUCCAGAAAGAGCUGAAUGAAAGUGAAAAUUCCGUUUUCCAAGCCGUCUACGGACUGCAGAGAGCCCUGCAGGGGGAUUACAAAGAUGUCGUGAACAUGAAGGAGAGCAGCCGGCAGCGCCUGGAGGCCCUGAGAGAGGCUGCAAUAAAGGAAGAAACAGAAUAUAUGGAACUUCUAGCAGCAGAAAAACAUCAAGUUGAAGCCCUUAAAAAUAUGCAACAUCAAAACCAAAGUUUAUCCAUGCUCGACGAGAUUCUUGAAGAUGUAAGAAAGGCAGCGGAUCGUCUGGAGGAAGAGAUAGAGGAACAUGCUUUUGACGACAAUAAAUCGGUCAAGGGGGUCAAUUUUGAGGCAGUUCUGAGGGUGGAGGAAGAGGAGGCCAAUUCUAAGCAAAAUAUAACAAAACGAGACGUGGAGGACGACCUGGGCCUUAGCAUGCUGAUUGACUCCCAGAACAACCAGUAUAUUUUGACAAAGCCCAGAGACUCAACCAUCCCACGUGCAGAUCACCACUUUAUAAAGGACAUUGUUACCAUAGGAAUGCUGUCCUUGCCUUGUGGCUGGCUAUGUACAGCCAUAGGAUUGCCUACAAUGUUUGGUUAUAUUAUUUGUGGUGUACUUCUGGGACCUUCAGGACUAAAUAGUAUUAAGUCUAUUGUGCAAGUGGAGACAUUAGGAGAAUUUGGGGUGUUUUUUACUCUUUUUCUUGUUGGCUUAGAAUUUUCUCCAGAAAAGCUAAGAAAGGUGUGGAAGAUUUCCUUACAAGGGCCCUGUUACAUGACACUGUUAAUGAUUGCAUUUGGCUUGCUGUGGGGGCAUCUCUUGCGGAUCAAACCCACGCAGAGCGUCUUCAUUUCCACGUGUCUGUCCUUGUCGAGCACACCCCUCGUGUCCAGGUUCCUCAUGGGUAGUGCUCGGGGUGACAAAGAAGGCGACAUUGACUACAGCACUGUGCUCCUCGGCAUGCUGGUGACGCAGGACGUGCAGCUCGGGCUCUUCAUGGCCGUCAUGCCAACUCUCAUACAGGCGGGCGCCAGUGCAUCUUCUAGCAUUGUCAUGGAAGUUCUCCGAAUCCUGGUUUUGAUUGGUCAGAUUCUUUUUUCGCUAGCGGCGGUUUUUCUUUUAUGUCUUGUUAUAAAGAAGUAUCUCAUUGGACCGUAUUAUCGGAAGCUUCACAUGGAAAGCAAGGGGAACAAAGAAAUCCUGAUCUUGGGAAUAUCUGCCUUUAUCUUCUUAAUGUUAACGGUCACGGAGCUGCUGGACGUCUCCAUGGAGCUGGGCUGUUUCCUGGCCGGAGCGCUCGUCUCCUCUCAGGGCCCCGUGGUCACCGAGGAGAUCGCCACCUCCAUCGAACCCAUCCGCGACUUCCUGGCCAUCGUUUUCUUCACCUCCAUAGGGCUCCACGUGUUCCCCACGUUUGUGGCGUACGAGCUCACGGUGCUGGUGUUCCUCACCUUGUCGGUGGUGGUGAUGAAGUUUCUCCUGGCGGCGCUGGUCCUGUCUCUCAUUCUGCCGAGGAGCAGCCAGUACAUCAAGUGGAUUGUCUCCGCCGGGCUUGCCCAGGUCAGCGAGUUUUCCUUUGUCCUGGGGAGCCGGGCACGAAGAGCGGGCGUCAUCUCUCGGGAGGUGUAUCUCCUUAUACUGAGUGUGACCACACUCAGCCUCUUGCUCGCCCCGGUGCUGUGGAGAGCUGCAAUCACGAGGUGUGUGCCCAGACCAGAGAGACGGUCCAGCCUCUGACGGCACGGAGGUGAUGGACCGUGGAAGGGAGGCGUCUGUGGGGAGUGAGCGCUUAGAUGGCCGGCAGCUGCUCCUUCUGGGAAGCUCGCACCUUGGCAACAGAACAGCUCUCUAGCAAAGCGUCAGUGCAGUCGUGUUAUCCCGGCUUUUACAGAAUAUUCUUGUCCUAUUUUAGAAUUUUCCAGAGUAGUUUAUUUGCAGUCCAUUGAUUAUGUGCAGUAGACCCAGGACACUGCGUUUUACCAAUUGCCUUGAAUGUGGUGCCUGGACGUGCCUUUUUUUUUUCCCUGAAAUUAUUAUUAAUUUUCUAUUGUGAGUUCAUCAGUUCAUAGUCUUUUUCGUAAAGAAGCAAAAUUAAAAGGCUUUUAACAAUGUACAACUUCAGAAUUAUAAUCUGUUGGUCAAAUAUUUGUUAUUAAACAUUUCUGUAAUAUGAAGUUGUAAUCCUGGCCAUGAGCUUGGAAGCUUACUUUUGAUUCUUAAAGCCUAUGUUUUCUAAAGUGAGGCAAAUAUGGAUGUCUAUUUGCCUUUUAUUGUAACUUUUAAAUGAAAUAAUUUCAUGUCAAUUUCUAUUAGAUAUAUCACUUAAAAUAUUUGGUUUUAGAUCACAAGAAUAUGUAUUCUUUAAUAAAGAUAAUUUAUGAUCAGGGUAUAAUUGAAAUUUAUUAAAAUCUGUUUUUAUUAA
Messenger RNA from Symphalangus syndactylus (siamang), 5477 nucleotides. It is a transcript of the gene SLC9D1, whose product is annotated as solute carrier family 9 member D1. The record is from RefSeq and is a predicted model, not a curated record. Gene Ontology annotation, biological process: potassium ion transmembrane transport; proton transmembrane transport. Gene Ontology annotation, cellular component: membrane. NCBI's taxonomy places the organism in Eukaryota, Metazoa, Chordata, Mammalia, Primates, Hylobatidae. Gene Ontology annotation, molecular function: potassium:proton antiporter activity.